This is a messenger RNA of Eimeria mitis, 1095 nucleotides long. RefSeq lists its product as uncharacterized. The coding region runs from base 1 to 1095 and encodes 364 amino acids. Lineage: Eukaryota; Apicomplexa; Conoidasida; Eucoccidiorida; Eimeriidae. The transcript has 5 exons. The record is from RefSeq and is a predicted model, not a curated record.
AUGCAGCAGCAGCAGCAGCAGCAGGCGAAAUUUCUCCUUCAGGAGGUGUACGACGACGCCACAACCAGCAGCAGCAGCAGCAGCAGCGAUGCAGCAGCAGCAGCAGCAGCAGGCGAAAUUUCUCCUUCAGGAGGCGUACGACGACGCCACAACCACCCCCACCACCACCAGCAGCAGCAGCAGCAGCAGCAGGAGCAGCAGCAGGAGCAGCAGCAGCAGCAGCAGUGUACAUGCUCUGGUGGUUUAUGUGUAGACUGGGCUGCGCAGCAGCAGCAGCAGCAGCAGCAGCAGCAAGAAGGAGGAGGAGAAGAGGGGUUGGCGUUGCUGCAGCAGCAGCAGCAGCAGCAGUUCGAGCAGCAGCAGCAGGAGCUGCUGCUGCUGCAGAGAAAGCAGCAGCAAAUGUUGCUUCAACAGGAUUUGUUGCAGCAGGAAGAACUACAGCAGCAGCAGCAGCAACUGCUGCUGCUGCAGCAGCAGCAGCAGCAGCAGCAGCAGCAGAAUACACCUGGGUUCAUUGACGUUUAUAUUAAAGCCUUACCCUAUGCGCUGCUGUGGGGGUUAGGCACCGCCAUAGGCGAGCUGCCCCCCUAUGCUGCUUCCUAUGCUGCUGCAGCAGCAAGAGAGAAAGAAAAAGAAAAAGAAGAGACAGAAGAGACAGAAGAGACAGAAGAGGAGACAGAUGAGGAGACAGAUGAAGAAGAGACAGCAGCAGCAGCAGCAGCAGCAGCAGCAGGACCAGCAGCAGCAGCAGCAGCAGGAGCAGCAGCAGGAAAGAGAAAGAAGGCAGCAAGAGAGAAAGAAAAAGAAAAAGACAAAGAAGAGACAGAAGAGACAGAGACAGAAACGGAGACAGAUGAGGAGACAGAUGAAGAAGAGACAGCAGCAGCAGCAGCAGCAGCAGGACCAGCAGCAGCAGCAGCAGCAGCAGCAGCAGCAGGAAAGAGAAAGAAGGCAGCAGAUGCAGCAAAAACUUCUUGCUGCUCUCACACACCUACAAACUGGCGCUGCAGCAGCAGCAGCAGCAGCAGCAGCAGACAGCAGCAGCAGCAGCAGCAGCAGCAGCAGCAGCAGCAGCAGUAUUCUGGGUUUUAUUAG